CUCCAGGCACUUGUUUCCGCUUUUUUCCCAUUUGGACUCAACUUAUUCAAAAGAUUUCAGCCCUUUUAAUUCUUUAAUUUUAAACAUCAGACACAUGAACUUUACGGUAAGAUUAAGCAAAACGUAUAAAUUGUUGAUUUCUUUUCAAAUAACCGAAAAUUGUAUUUGUAACAAGCCCUGUGUUCAGCAAGUUUAACAACGUGCCCGAACCCGCGAAUUUAGAUUUUGGCGCAAGUGAUGAGACAGCUCCUGUUGUGGAUUUAAGUGAUGGACAAGGCCAAGAAGGAGAUCCUCCUAAAGAAUCGAGUGGAGCUGGUGGAGAAUAUCAACAUUGAAGAUGGGCUCCUGACAGAACUGUUGUCCAGGAAAGUUCUGACACCCAGAAAUGUCAAAACUAUACAGUCUAAAUCAACAACAUUUGCACAGACAGAGGAACUCCUUGACAAGAUUUCGGUUAAAAAGAAUGGAUUUGAAGUUCUUAGUGAGGCUUUGAUAGCAAAUGGCCAAGAAGACAUUGUGGAUUUGUAUUUAAAACCACCAGAAAAAGAUGCUGGACCAUCAAAAAGCGAAGUUAAAUCAGAAGAAACAGAAAAAUCUGAGGCAGUUCAGGAAUCGUCCCGUCCUCAUUCCUCCCCACCCCGGAUCUCCGCCCCAGGGUCACUGGCGUCUCACCCCUCUACACAGGGAGUGCAACUUGUACGAUUAAACGUUGCUUUAUGUAGUUCAGAAAAUUCUCAAGGUGUCCAAUGCUCUGAGGGCGUUCAGCUUAUACCAUCAGAACGUGUCUUCCAUCCAAUUGACAAACCAAGUGUUCAACCCAUCCCACCGUCAUCAUCACACAAUACAUUUCCCAUCAGUUUUAUGACAGGAAAUCCCAUGCAGCAUUUUGAUUUCUCCAAUGCUGAAUUCUUAGAUAGGAUCAAUCCAAACAAAAAUAUAUUCAAAGAAAAUGAAAAACGAUUUCAAUCACACCACCACAUCGAUGAUCCGAAUUACGAGCCACUUCCAGGCUGUCCAAGGACGGUGGAGUCACGCAUACCUCUCAACAAUAACCUUCACCCAACACACAAAGAAAUCAUCUAUGUUCCCAGUCAAAAACCCCCAUCUCUGCAAAGGGAAGAUACUCUUGAUGCAAUGACAAAGCCUUCGGAAAACCAUGAAGAAAACUUUGAAUCUCCUGCCAAAAGACAACGAAAAGAAGACAAAAUUGUUGUAUCCUAUUUUGAAUCUGAUUCACAAAGUCGUAAUGAAAUGAUGGUGAACCGAGCUGUCCCUCAGCCUGUCCGACUGCGAGGCGAGUUAGACGACCCCGAGAUUGACCUCACUGACGGACCUGUCACCGUGAGAGUAGAUCAGGCGACUCGACAGUUCUACCUUAAUAACUGCCAAAAUUCUUAUGCAAUGAGGAGGCUGCCUCGAGGAAAGGCUCUGAUAAUUAACGUGAACGAAGUCGAGGGAAAACCGCCGCGGAGAGGGACAGAUAUAGACCGGGAUAAUCUACACAAUCUGCUCAAUCAGCUCCACUUUGAUGUCAAGGUCUAUAAUGACUGUAAUGGACUCGCAGCUAAGGAGAUGGCCCAGAAGUUGGAGGAUUUUGCUGCUGAUGCCGCCCAUUUCCAUGCAGACGCUGCAUUUGUCUGUCUGCUAAGUCACGGAGAGGAAGGCUAUAUUUUUGGAACCGAUGGUCGUAAACUUCAGUUAGACAGUGUGUUUAAGCUGUUUGACAAUAGCAACUGUCCAAGUUUAUUGGGCAAACCAAAGAUCUUUGUUAUUCAGGCUUGCAGAGGAGGGGCUUUAGACAGUGGUGUUCCAUUUAAUGAUGAACAUGAUGGAUCGACCCCUGGAUUAAAAAAACAACUACCCACCCAGUCCGACAUGAUUAUUUGCUUCCCGACUCAGACAGGUUACUAUGCCUGGAGGAAUCGUGAACGAGGGAGCUGGUACAUCGAGGCCCUGGUACAGAUUUUUAUGAAGUACGCUAAGAGUGAGGACAUCUGUACAAUGCUACACAGGGUGAACCUGCUGGUCUCUAGGAAAGUGUCCCGGUGCCCCCAGCUAGAGAUGGACUCCAUGUCUCAAAUGUCCGAGUACAAGAGCACUCUACGCAUGCCACAUCUCUACUUCUACCCGGGAAUCGCCAGUGUUUAGAGAUAGAUCCAUGUCUCUUCAACCAAAAUCAAGAUGCCUUUGUUUAAGACUAUAAGAUUUUCUCUUUUAUAGUUCAUUUGAGCUGUAAGGUUGUUUUAAUCAAAAUUUGUCUGUACAUAAUGUGGAUCACCUCCAAAAUUGGCAAUUUUACCUUGUUAAGUUUGUAAUGUUAAUGGCUUUAAAUUUAGCAGAUGAAACUGGGUUAAAUUAUCAUAGCAAGAUAUCUGGCAUUUAUGUGAAAUA
Messenger RNA from Saccostrea cuccullata (small rock oyster), 2391 nucleotides. Its product is annotated as caspase-8-like. The transcript has 10 exons. Gene Ontology annotation, biological process: regulation of apoptotic process; proteolysis. Lineage: Eukaryota; Metazoa; Mollusca; Bivalvia; Ostreida; Ostreidae. The record is from RefSeq and is a predicted model, not a curated record. The coding region runs from base 268 to 2148 and encodes 626 amino acids. Gene Ontology annotation, molecular function: cysteine-type endopeptidase activity.